Penicillium samsonianum is the source of this 261-nucleotide messenger RNA. RefSeq lists its product as uncharacterized. Bases 1 to 261 code for a protein of 86 amino acids. The transcript is spliced from 2 exons. The record is from RefSeq and is a predicted model, not a curated record. NCBI's taxonomy places the organism in Eukaryota, Fungi, Ascomycota, Eurotiomycetes, Eurotiales, Aspergillaceae.
AUGCAAUGUGAUCCAUUGCUGUAUCUGAUGCAGAAUCUCGGGAUAUGUGCUAAUGAAGUGUACCUAGACAAUAGCACGUCUACCGCGUCUGACAGCCCUGUCCUCUCCUACACCAACAGUGCCAACACUGUCAACAUUGCGAACACUACCAACGCUGACAAAACUACCAGCACUGCCAAGGCUACCCACACCGGCAACACUACCAACACUGCCGCCCAGAACGCAAGCGGUGCCAAUAGUAGCACAGUCAAAUUUGUUUGA